GUUGGUUCUAAACGAUAAAUGAAGACGCAAGAGAAAUGAAAAUGGGAUUGACGGGUUAGCUAAAUCAGGGACAAACACUUGAAGGACACACAUUUGGAUAAUCUUUAGAAGCCAUUGUGUUGAAGACACUCUGACCCUUCAUCUGACACAGAUACAGAGUUUUAUAUUUUACAUUUUACGAACUGACCCACAGCUUCUGAGUAAACCCGAUCAUCAAACACAAUGGGAGACUGGAGUUUUCUCUCCACGUUACUGGAUAAGGUGCAGGUCCACUCUACUGUCAUUGGUAAGAUCUGGAUGAGUGUCCUCUUCAUCUUCAGGAUCCUUGUUCUGGGCGCAGGAGUCGAGAAUGUAUGGGGAGACGAGCAAUCCGAUUUAGUUUGCAACACAUUCACACCGGGUUGUGAAAACGUCUGCUAUGACUGGAAGUUCCCCAUCUCCCAUGUCCGCUUUUGGGUCCUGCAGAUCAUCUUUGUGUCCACUCCAACCCUGCUGUAUCUUGGCCACGCCAUCCACACCAUCCACCAGGAGAACAAGCUGAGAGAAAAGCUCAAACGCAAUCAGUCAGUCAUGACACCAAAAUACACAGAUGAAAAUGGAAAAGUCCAAAUCAAGGGCAGGUUGUUGUGUAGCUACUUGACUCAGCUGUUUUUCAAAAUAGUCCUGGAAGUUGCUUUCAUCGUUGGACAGUAUUACCUGUACGGCUUUGUAAUGAUAGCUGAAUUCCAAUGUGAAAUGUCCCCUUGCCCAUAUGUCACACAGUGCUUCAUGUCCAGACCCACAGAGAAGACCAUCUUUAAUAUCUUCAUGUUUGCGGUUGCAUGUGUUUCCCUGGCACUGAAUGUGCUAGAAGUGUGCUAUUUGCUUUGCUGUAGAGUAAGAAGACGGCCAAAAUAUAAAGGAGAGGAGCUCUACAAUACGAAAGCCAGUAGUCCAUUGCCAUUAGGUGCAAUAAGCCGAGAAACUGCAGAGAGCAUUAAGCAGAAUGGUAUGAAUGGAGUCAUAGAGAAGCGUUGGGCAAACAGGAGCCAUAGCGCUGCUGAAGAAAUGCAACUGUAAAACUACAGAACUACACUAACAAAUGUUGUGUUAAAAAUAACUCAAUUUGGGUCAACUUGACAUACUGGGUUGUUUUGGUUUUGAACCCAACUUGUCAGUAAAAAUGACAUGCAGUCACAAAAUCCACCAAAUAUAGUACAGUGCAAAAGUCUUAGGCACACGUAAAGAAAUGCUGUAGACCAAUAAUGGCCAAAAAAUAAUGAAAUGAAAUGUUUCAACAUGAAAAAAAUUAGUAUGAACAGCAGUACAUUAUAAUAAAUCAAUAUAACAAAGUCAGUAUUUGGUGUGAGACAACCCUUUUGCUUUAAGAAAAAAAAGUAGUCUCAGAUACAAUGAAUGCAGUUUUAUAAGGAAAUGAGCUGUAGGUUUUACUGAGCAUCUUGCAGAACCAGCCACAGUUCUUCUGGACACUUUGUCACACUUGCUUCUUAAUUUUGCACCAAAUACCAGUAGCUUUCAUUAUGUUUUCUUUUUUAAUCUGAAAAGUGAAAUAUGCUGCUCAGACACAAGUUUUUUUUCUGUUACAUUUGAUUUUGUGUGGGAAAACGAAUGGUGGGAACUCUCAAAUGUUUUUGUACUGACUUGAUAACGGAGAAGCCUCAUCUCAUCUCAUUAUCUCAUAUCAUUAUCUCUAGCCGCUUUAUCCUGUUGUACAGGGUCGCAGGGAAGAUCCCAGCCGACUACGGGCGAAAGGUGGGGUACACCCUGGACAAGUUGCCAGGUCAUCACAGGGCUGACACACAGACACAGACAACCAUUCACACUCACAUUCACACCUACGAUCAAUUUAGAGUAACCAGUUAACCUAAUCUGCAUGUCUUUGGACUGUGGGGGAAACCGGAGCACCCGGAGGAAACCCACGUGGACACGGGGAGAACAUGCAAACUCCGCACAGAAAGGCCCCUGGCGGCCACGGGGCUCGAACCCGGACCUUCUUGCUGUGGGGUGACAGCGCUAACCACUACACCACCGUGCCACCAACGUAGAAGUCAUAAAAUAGAAAUCUAUAACAAAGUUUGAUGGGAAAAAAUAGGGGGCUAAAACUUUUGCACAGUACUGUAUAUGAAUACAGUGUGUUUAAAUUUUUGUAAGUACUAACAAAGCUUCAAGCAGCACUUUUUUCUAUGCAAAAACACACUAUUAAAGCAUUCUAACUUGACUAAAACAUGUUAAACAUACAAAAUUAUAAGUUAACAUCAAUUUCUUGCAGUUGCACACAAUUUCUUUCACUUGAGACUUUUUUCUGGUUGCCACUCUGUUCCAGCAGUGGAAAAUUUCACAUAAUGAAUCUUGCAACUAUUGCUAUUCCCUUUCUGAUCUAUAGUACAUCCCCAAUUCUCCAAGAAGUUAAACCCAGCAACUUGUAUGUAAAAAAUGACCCAUCAUUUAUUUAGAGUGUAACAAAAAUGUAUGAAUAUUUAACAGUUAUUCUAUGAAAUUGAGUCGUACAUGAGCUGAUAGCCGACGAGGCGUGUAGCACCAAGUUGUCGAUAAGCCAUGUAUGAUGAGACUGACUGGAAUAACUGUUUUAUUCUAUCCACAUUCACUGGAUUUUGAGAAACAGAGCAUUUUUAUUUUUUGCAAAUUUGAUAAAUAAAACCUUCAUACAAAAUGUCUGACAAAAUAAUUCGCGCUUAGAAUGUAAACAAACUGGUGAAAUGACUAGCAAUUUGUGAAAAAUGCAAUAAUUUUUUUUCAAUAAUUAUUAUGUUCUGAUUAUCAAAUACUUUAUUUCAUAUUAUUUUGAUUUUUUUUUAUUAUUUUGAAUUUUCUGGGGUUUUCUUCUUCUUCAGUUUUUUUUUGGUGGUUGGCAAACCAAAUUAAAGGUGCAUUACCACCACCGACUGGACUGGAGUGUAGAACAGUACAUAUUGGGGUUAAAAAAAAAAUUAGCUUUUCUGUUUCUUUUAAAUAUUUGAUAAUUUUGGGGAUUUUGUUUUUGAUUAGAGUUUUUAUUUCAAUCCUCGGUUGGUUCAGCAACACGUGCCGCCAUUUUGUUUUUCUCUACUCAAGGUAUAUGAGCUGAUAUCCUAGGGGUAGAGUAGCCAAUCAGAGCACAUGAUUGCUCAUAUCCAGUGAAUGUGGAUAGAAUAAUUUGUAUUAUUUAGUCAGCUCAUCAUAAACUCAUGAUGUUCUACACCAGAUGAGUUUUCUCUACUUUUACUCUUCCAGUCAGCUUUUUGCAACACACUCAAUUUCCUGUCAUUAAUAUCCGGACACUUUUAUACUAUAAUUACAAACAAACUUCUCCUUAUUGUGUUACUUGAACAUUUUUAAAUCAUGAUAAAGCAUUUUUAUGUGUUGAAUAAUACUUGAAACAUACUGUAUGACUUACAGGAUACCUGAAAUAUCUGUCAAAACUUAACAUAUACUGUCUUGAAAAUGUGCAAUUAAACUAUACUCACUGUGUUUAAA
Messenger RNA from Neoarius graeffei (lesser salmon catfish), 3474 nucleotides. RefSeq names its product gap junction Cx32.2 protein-like. Gene Ontology annotation, cellular component: connexin complex. The transcript is spliced from 2 exons. The coding region runs from base 223 to 1059 and encodes 278 amino acids. NCBI's taxonomy places the organism in Eukaryota, Metazoa, Chordata, Actinopteri, Siluriformes, Ariidae. Gene Ontology annotation, biological process: cell communication. The record is from RefSeq and is a predicted model, not a curated record.